Molecule: messenger RNA, 1521 nt
Organism: Amborella trichopoda
Lineage: Eukaryota; Viridiplantae; Streptophyta; Magnoliopsida; Amborellales; Amborellaceae
Product: basic leucine zipper 23
Biological process (GO): regulation of transcription by RNA polymerase II; DNA-templated transcription
Molecular function (GO): DNA-binding transcription factor activity, RNA polymerase II-specific; RNA polymerase II cis-regulatory region sequence-specific DNA binding
Source: RefSeq, a predicted model, not a curated record
GAUUCCGUUCAAGGCGGCAACUAGCAAACCGUGCUCCUCAUACCUGUUUGUCAGCUCUGGUCUGUCUGUGUUGUAGGGUUUUUGGUGUUUUCUGUGACUUUGAUUGAAAUCGAGGGUUCUUGGGAGUAAAAUUGGUAAAAAUGAAACAGAGAAACCUCAAUACAAAGACUGAGUCAGCAAUUUUGUGAGAGCAUUCUCUUUCUCCUGUACAAAGGACACGUCUGAAAGAACUGGAGAGAGAGAGAUAUGGAGGAUGGGGAGAUCGAUUUCUCGAACCAGGAUGUGUUUUCGAGGCCGAGCAUGGAGAUGGGGCUGGGGGAUUGUGAUGAUGGUUGCUCAAUGGGUAGCUUCUUCGAAGACCUGUUCGUGAAAGACAUCCAUUCUCAAUCCUGUACCCAUACCCACACCUGCAAUCCGCCCGCCGGCCCUGACCUCGCCCACACUCACACCUGCUUCCAUGUCCACACUAAGAUCCUCUCCUCUGCAGACCCCAACAAUGACGACGAUGCAGCUGCAACAACAGGUGAAGAAGAAUCAUCAUCCAUUAAUGAACAGCAGAAGAAGAAAAGGCCGCUGGGCAACAAGGAGGCAGUGAGAAAGUACAGGGAGAAGAAGAAAGCUAGAGCUGCUUCUUUAGAGGAUGAGGUUGUUCAUCUUCGCGCUAUGAACCACCAAUUGAUGAAGAAAUUGCAGGGUCAGGCUGCCUUAGAAGCUGAGGUCGCGAGGCUCAAGUGCUUGCUCGUUGAUAUUAGGGGCAGAAUUGAAGGAGAGAUUGGUUCUUUUCCCUACACUAAUAAGCCCCCACCAUCAUCUUCGGUUCUUCAACACCAGCAGCCAUUAACUGGAGGUGGGUUUGCCCUGAAUUCUUGUAAUUUGGAGCAGUGUGAUAAUGAACAAUUGCAAUGCUUUCGCCCUUCUGAUAAAUCUGUCCAGGAGGAUGUGCCUCUUCAUAAUAAUGGGGGGUUGAGCCAAGGAUUUGGGGUCUGUGAUGUACCAGCGGUUCAGUGUGGAAACCCUCUGAUAGUUGGUUCAUCAAAGGAAGUUGGUGGUUGUGCUUAUGGCAAUCCAUUACCUGCUGUUGUGCCCUCAACUUCAAGGAGAAGAAGAACUCGUGGGACAGAUGGUUAAAGGAAUGGUUGCUGGAAAUGUACGUUCUUUGCUUGAAGAUUACCUCUAAAAUAAAUGUUGUAUUGGGUUGAAUUUUAUUGGCUAAUCGGUCUGGAUUUGGACUUGGCAUCCAUGUGCUCGCAACUUGCAAGCUAUUCAUGGAUGGUGGUAGCUUUGCUCUCUAUUGAGGAAGGUGUUUGCUGACUGACCUCACUGAAGAAAUAGGGAUCCUCCAUUUUUUUGUUUGUUUAUCUUUCCCCUUUUUGUGAUUGAGCCAUGCACCGUUAGCCUUAAUUUGUGAUUGAGGGCGGGGUGUGCUUACACCAUUAGCCUUAAUUUGUGAUUGAGCCAUGCAUCGUUAAACUUGAUUCGGAUGACACUUUGUUGGGAGGGAAUGCAUUCCUUUGUUGAUGA